This is a messenger RNA of Ostreococcus tauri, 2016 nucleotides long. Its product is annotated as SET domain. The record is from RefSeq and is a predicted model, not a curated record. Gene Ontology annotation, cellular component: nucleus. Gene Ontology annotation, molecular function: protein binding. Bases 1 to 2016 code for a protein of 671 amino acids. Lineage: Eukaryota; Viridiplantae; Chlorophyta; Mamiellophyceae; Mamiellales; Bathycoccaceae. The transcript has a single exon.
AUGGCGUCGUCGACGCGGCCCGUCCCGGCGCGCGGCGUCGCGCUCGAGCGGUUCGACGCGGGAAUGGCGGUGAUGAUCGACGGCGCGCGCGUGGUCGAGCGCGGCGUGCGCGCGCGAGAAGGGGCGCGAGCGGGGGAGGUGUUGAUGGUGACGGAACCGUAUUUCGCCGUCCUGCGCGAGCGAUACGUCGACGCGGUGUCGUGCGCGACGUUUAAGACGAUCGCGCGGGACGAUGCGAUCGUCAUGGUGCACUGUGGGAUCCGGGAGCGAGGGAGGGCGAGCGAUGGGGCGUUCGAGAGCGUGGUGGAUGAGUGGGCGCGAUUGUUGGCGCAAUCGAGUCGCGGGACGCCCGCGGCGGAGGUGCGUAUGGCGAUGGGAUGCCUGCUUCGAAAGCGACGAGAGGACGAGGGAGUGAUCGAGAAGCGAGAGUAUGGACUAUUGGGAGAACGCGGGUUCGCGGCGAUCGAGGCUUUGCACGAGGGCGUGAGCGCGAGGAAGGACGCGGAUGGCUCGGACGCGCGACGGUUGGACCGGGUGAUGGAGAUUUCGUCCGCGGGCGUCGUCACCGCGGCGUUGAUGGCGGGGACGAUGCGGAAGGGGGUGACGGAGGAUGACAUCGAGCGCGCGAUGACGGCGAUGAAGGAGAAGUACGGGAUCGAUGCGAAAUCGUGCGUGAAGUUGUUGUCGAUUUUGGAGGCAAACGGAUUCUCCAUCACGCAGGGUGACGGCGAUCCCGACCGUCUCGGGUUUGGGAUUUAUCCCGACGCGUCGCUGUUCAAUCACUCAUCGCGCGCGAACGCACAGGUAUCUUUCAUCGGUAAGACGCUCGUCGUUCUCGCGACACGAGACAUCGCGGCCAUGGAGGAGGUGACGAUUUCGUACUGCGACAAUUACAUGUCGCAGGAUUGGAGGCGACGAAACAUGCUCGCGGGGUACGGAUUCGACACGUACAACGCGUUCGGGGUCGAAAAUAGAAAACGUGCGGACGAGGCAAGAGCACGCGCGAUGAGCUCAGCCUCCCGAAGGCCCUUGGACGGUGAAGUCAACGACGGCCACAUCGAAUUCGGCGAGAGCGUCCAUCCGAGCUGGGAGAGCUCGAUGAGCGCAAUGAUGAGAGAAGAAUGCAAGAUAACCGACAAAAAAGAUUGUGGUCUCGGUGUGCACGUCGAUUUAGGCGAGGACGUCGAUUGGUUCGCCGACGAGCUUAUACCAGAUCGAAGUCUCGCGAACGACGCGUCGUGGUUCGCGCUCUCACACGACGGCGUCGAUUACGACGCGGGCGUGGGAAUCAUGCUCGUCAAAGCUGACGGUGGACGUAAAGACAUUUUCGUGCGUAAGGAUGACGAAAUCGUCACCUGGGGAAAAUUCCCACCGGGGGUCGAUAGAGAGCUCACGGCGCUGAAUUUCGCCAUGGCGUGCGACAUCAUCUUCAAACUACGAAUGGAAAUAGAGGAGGGUGCUUUCGAACGAGAAGAUUAUUCCAAUAGUCUUCCCGCCGCGGGAGAGUCCCUAGCUGGAGAGAACGCACUGAUGAGACUCGAGCGUGUUAGCGAGAUGUUAGCGGGGAACGGCAACGACAUUGCAGGCGUCGGAAGUCGACAUGAAGUGAGAAAAUAUCUGUGGUUGACGAUGUUACCAAUCGUGUACUUGCCAGGGGUUAGUAAGACGCAACGUGGAUUAACGAUGGCUUUAGGUGCCACUAAUUCUCUUCGAAUCCUCUACGCAUCCUGCGAAGAUACUUUUUCGCCGUACGAUUCCGCUUACAUGUGCUUCGUGUUUAGCUGUUUCAAGUUGGGACAGCUCGCUCUCCACUCGGACAUUUCUACUCCGGGGUGCGAUUUCAUACGUGUGAGAUCGCGGGUGAAGAAUCAGAUUCUGUUGUACAACGAGUUAAAGACGAACAUGAGCAAGGCGAGCGCGCCGGGAAUGGAGAUGCACGAGGAGUGGGCAGAAAAUUAUCAAGUAUGGGGCCACGACCUCGAGAUGUUCUACAAGAAGUUCACGAGACGGAAGUAG